Molecule: messenger RNA, 870 nt
Organism: Scophthalmus maximus (turbot)
Lineage: Eukaryota; Metazoa; Chordata; Actinopteri; Pleuronectiformes; Scophthalmidae
Gene: rsl24d1
Product: ribosomal L24 domain containing 1
Exons: 6
Coding region: 82-576 (164 amino acids)
Biological process (GO): ribosomal large subunit biogenesis
Cellular component (GO): nucleolus
Source: RefSeq, a predicted model, not a curated record
UUCGCAGUAGAAAAGGAAGAAGAAGAACACGGCUCGGUCUUGUUGUUGUCGGGUGUCGCGCUCAGCACUCGUGCUGCGAAAAUGCGCAUCGAAAAAUGUUAUUUCUGCUCGGGGCCGGUGUACCCGGGACACGGAGUGACGUUUGUACGCAACGACUGUAAGUCAUUCAAAUUCUGCAGAUCAAAAUGCCACAAGAACUUCAAGAAGAAGCGGAACCCAAGAAAAACCAGAUGGACCAAGGCAUUCAGAAAGGCGACAGGAAAGGAGCUGACAGUGGAUAACUCUUUGGAAUUCGAGAAACGCAGAAAUAUACCUGUGAAAUAUAACCGGCAGCUGUGGGACAAGACAGUGGAAGCAAUGAAGAGGGUGGAGGAAAUAAAACACAAACGACAGUCAAGAUUUAUCAUGAACAGAUUAAAGAAGGGCAAACAGUUGGAGAAGGAAGAGGCCAUCAGCGAGGUGAAGAAAAACAUUCACCUCAUCAAAGCUCCACAUGCAGGAAAGCCCAAAAAAAUGGAAGAGAAAAUGGUGCAGAAGUUGCAAGAAGAUGUCGACAUGGGGGAUGAGGAUAAUUAACCUUAUGCCCAAGGUUUUCCUUUUGUGUCAUGAAACUUGGGAGCAAGUUGACCUUGUAUUAUAUUGUACUUUUGUCAUUUCCAAAUGGAAGAUGAUGGACACAGUAAAUCGUAGAAAGACUGAAAAAUGUCUGCCUCUACAGCGGCAGCAACUAACCGCGUGUCUUAGUUAUUCUCUCUGCUUGGCAGUUGGGGCUGUUAAGAAUUUACUCAAUCCUGUUGCAUAAUAUAAUGUUUUACAGAAAUGCAGAUGUUAAAAGGCUACAAACAAAAAAUAAAAGAAUACUUUUUUGGA